This is a messenger RNA of Leptopilina heterotoma, 12074 nucleotides long. RefSeq names its product dynein axonemal heavy chain 3 (gene Dnah3). The transcript has 13 exons. Bases 10 to 11991 code for a protein of 3993 amino acids. NCBI's taxonomy places the organism in Eukaryota, Metazoa, Arthropoda, Insecta, Hymenoptera, Figitidae. Gene Ontology annotation, molecular function: dynein light intermediate chain binding; minus-end-directed microtubule motor activity; ATP hydrolysis activity. The record is from RefSeq and is a predicted model, not a curated record. Gene Ontology annotation, biological process: microtubule-based movement. Gene Ontology annotation, cellular component: dynein complex.
AAAUAUUCAAUGAAUUACCGAAGUCGAAAGGAAAGGAAAAUUCCAAAUCAAUGGAGACCUUUGGAUCAAAAUGGAAAACUUAUUUAUCCCCCAAUACAGUGUGUCAGGGAGUAUGAAGAAAAAAUGAAGGAAAAAUUGGAGAGGAAAGCCAAAUAUUUGGAAUUAAUGACGGAUAAUAGUAUAACAUUACAAGAAUUAGCCGAAGAGAGAACAGUGAAAAAAUUCAAAUCAAAGAGAAGAGUUAAAAAAGUACCGGAAGAUCCGAGAAUUUUUCAAGAAGAGAUUCUACGAAGAAGAGAAGCGGAAAUUCCUCGUGAUAUUGAGAGUCAAUUAAGUGAAUUACAUUCCAUUGAGAAAAGAAAGCCAAUCGUUCGAGAGGAAGAUAUUUGUAGAUUAUUACAAUUGAAAGAUUGCAUCACUGAUUCUCAACUUCAACCUUACGAUUGUUCUAAUUUUGAAGAGAUACGCAGGAGAAUUGUCGGAAGAUUACGCAAACGAUCCGAUUUUAUCGCGAGAACAACAGAAUUGGAAAGAGAAAUUGUCAGUGACUAUAAAGAGAGUCUACGAACUGCGAUAGUUGAUUUUACAAUACAAGAUCAUGAAAAAAGGAAGUGCUUGCAAAUUGAAACCAUACCUGUUGAAUAUCCAGUUUUCAAUAUACGAGCACCUGUCCCUUGGCAUCAGCUGAAAGUCAUUUCCGAGCAUUUUAUGCAACACAAUCUUUUCAUAGGAAAUGAGAUUUCACGGGAAAUUCGAAAUUUAUGGGAGCGAAGUUAUAAUACAAUGAUGAUUAUUCAAAUUGAUGAUUUGGGAACAUUUCCGAUUCCAGCUUUAGAAAUACAAUCGCAAAUGAAUUCAAUUUGUCGAGAAACGAGUAGAAAAUUGAUAAAGGAAUGGCUUGCGAAUGUUGCUGAUAUAUUUCUCGAAAAAAAAGAUGCGUGGUCGAAUUAUUUUGAAAAGAGUUCAUUAGCCUCGUUGGAUAUGAUUGAAAAAUAUUUUCGCAGCAUUAAUACACUUUUAUCGAAACAAUUACGUUCAAUGGUGAUUAAAACUCUAAGGCACUUGAGAGAUUUUUUCGUCAAGUACAAUAAUGGAAAUAGUUUCGAUGGCGAUUAUCAGGAUUUAAUGUUUACUCGAACUCCUUUUAUGACAAUCGCAGUUGACGUUAAAUUUGGAACAAACGAUUUGAUACUGAAACCGAGUGUUAUAGAAAUGCAGAAAAUAUUAUCGGAAUGUUUCGAUAAAAUAAUUUCAGUCGCUGCUAAAGUUCCAAAAAUCGAGACAAUUUUAUUUCCCGAAUUUAAGAACGAGGGAUUUCUUUCACCUGUUUUGAGAGAAGAAGAUAAGGUGUCGAAAAUAGUUGAAGAGGCCUUGGAUGCUGUCGCCAUGAAUGUGGAUGGACCAAAUUUGUAUUUAAAAUCCUACGACAAUCUUUUGUACAUUAUCAAUGGAUCUGCCAAGGAAAAAUUGAAAGAAUAUUUUGAUCUCGAUCCUUUUCCGUCUUUACGCGAAUUCGGACACAAAAUUGAGGAUCUCGACGCACUCAGUCAGAAAAUUUCUCUCUUUCGGAAUAAGAUUCCGUUAAAUUUGAUCGAAAUGGACUGCUCAUUCGUGAACGAGUCAAUGCGUCGAAUUUUAUUCGAGGAUCUCCGAACAAGUAUCUGUGACUAUUUUCUAAAUGAACUGCGAACAAACAAUCAGCAUUUAUGUAAAAUUUUCGACGAGAUAGCAAGUAGAAUUUCAGGAAUGCCCGAAACAACACAAGAAGUUGUCGAACUGAUAAAUUAUCUCGUUGAGAGUCGUGACACAACGAUGUUUAAUUUACGAGGUGAUCUAGCACGUUCAGCGGAAUUAAUUUUAUUUCUAUUCAAUUAUCAUCCACUUGUUGACGAGGACAUUCAAUUGAAUACAAGAACACUGACAUGGCCAAAGGAAAUGGAGACAGUGAUGGAUCUCGCGAACGUUCGAUUGAAUAUGAGAAAGGAAUUUGUCGAAGGUGUACUUAAAGUGAGAAAGGAGAAUUUCGAGCAGAGAAUUGGGAGAAUGAAGGAGAUUUUGGAUCAGUUUAAGAAGAAGGAUCCGCCUGUUCUUCGUAUGGAGGAAAUGGAGGAAGCUGUCGUGGAAAUUGAGGAUAUUUCCCAACAAAUGACGGAUAUAUCGAAAGAGGCGAUAAGAAUUAAUGAGGAGGAGGUGCUAUUGGAUUUGGAGCUUAGUCCUUAUAUUACACUGCCGGGAAUGUCGAAUACGGUGGAGAUUUUCGAUAGACUUUGGCAUACUGUUUUGAUAUUUCAUCAGAAUUAUGAGAAAUGGUUUUAUGGACCGUUUGUUGGUCUUGAUGCGGAGGCGAUAUUGGAGGAGACGGAUAAUACUUGGAAAGUUUUGUAUAAACUCUCGCGAGCUUUAACCGAUGUGGCAGGAGCGAGACGUGUCGCCGAAAUGGUUCGCGGAAAAGUUGAGAAAUUCAAACAGUUCAUACCGAUUUUGCAGACGAUUUGUAAUCCUGGUCUUCAAGCACGACAUUGGGAGCAAAUUGGAAAAGUUGUUGGUGUGACGAUAGUGCCGACAGUGACGAGCAGUCUUUCUCAAAUGAUUGACUGUGGUCUACUUGUUUAUAUAAAUCAGCUCGAGGAAAUAUCGUCAGCAGCGACGAAGGAACACGCACUGGAGAAGAAUUUGAAGAAAAUGCAAGAGGAAUGGUCGCUGAUUGUUUUCGAUUUGAGUCCUUAUCGUGAGACGGGUGUUUCCGUACUCUCAGCCGUUGAUGAUAUUCAAGUACUCCUCGAUGAUCAUAUUCUAAAAGCGCAGACUAUGCGCGGUUCACCGUUCAUCAAGGCUUUCGAACAUGAAAUGCAAUCUUGGGAGGAGAAAUUGAUUCUAAUGCAGGACAUAAUCGAUCAGUGGCUCACUUGUCAAGCGACUUGGAUGUAUUUGGAACCAAUAUUCAGCAGUGAGGAUAUUAUGAGACAGAUGCCAACGGAGGCGAAGAAUUUUAGAAAAGUCGAUAAAAUUUGGCGAGGAAUUAUGACGUACGUGACGGAGAAUAAAAAGGUAACUAUUGCAACUGCUAUGCCGAAAAUGUUGGAUCAAUUCAAAUUUUGUAAUCAGCUUUUGGAUGAGAUUCAGAAGGGACUAAAUGAUUAUUUGGAGAAGAAGAGAUUAUUUUUUCCCAGAUUCUUCUUCUUGUCGAAUGAUGAACUAUUGGAGAUAUUGUCAGAGACAAGAGAUCCACAGAGAGUACAGCCGCAUUUGAAGAAAUGUUUCGAGGGUAUAAGUGCACUGCGUUUCACAAAGGAGGCGGAAAUAAUUGGUAUGUUGUCCGAUGAAGAGGAAUAUGUGCCGAUGAGUGGGAAAAUUUGUCCGGCCGACGCGAAAGGAAUGGUGGAAAAGUGGCUCUGUCAAGUUGAAGAACUAAUGAAAAGUUCCUUGAGGGAUAUUGCCCAGGACAGUGUAAUUGCAUAUUUUUCGAGCGAGAGGGAAGAGUGGAUUUUAUCAUGGCCGGGGCAAAUUGUCCUUUGUGCGAGUCAAAUUCACUGGACUUGUGAAGUAGUCGAUUCGUUUCAGGACAACACCACGGGGAGUGUUUUAGAGAAAUGUAGUUCUCAAAUCGAUAGAACCGUAGCCUUGGUGAGGGGGAAAUUGGAACCGGGAGCUAGAAUCACACUGAAUGCUCUGAUAGUCAUUGACGUCCACGCAAGAGAUGUUGUUAAAUUAUUAGUUGAGAAAAAUGUUCAAGACGAGAUGGAUUUCAACUGGAUUUCUCAACUGCGAUACUACUGGUUGAAUUCCAGUAUCACCGUUUCGAUGAUCACGACCGAUGUUGUCUACGGAUUUGAAUACCUGGGGAAUUCGGCAAGAUUGGUGAUCACACCCCUAACUGACAGAUGCUAUCGAACCCUAAUGGGAGCACUGAGACUAAAUCUCGGAGGCGCUCCGGAAGGUCCUGCAGGAACGGGAAAAACCGAAACUUGUAAAGAUUUAGCGAAAGCAGUCGCUAAACAGUGCGUCGUCUUCAAUUGCUCAGAGGGUUUAGACUACAUGGCAAUGGGGAAAUUUUUCAAAGGACUCGCACAAUCUGGAGCCUGGGCCUGUUUCGACGAAUUCAAUCGAAUUGAUCUCGAAGUUCUGUCGGUGAUAGCGCAGCAAAUUCUGACAAUACAGAUGGCGAUCGGAAUGAAAGUGGAGAGAUUUGUUUUCGAAGGAACUGAAAUAAGACUCAAUCCGACUUGUAACGUUUUCAUAACCAUGAAUCCCGGUUACGCUGGUCGUCAAGAAUUGCCCGAUAAUUUAAAAGUUCUGUUUCGAACCGUCGCGAUGAUGGUACCGGAUUAUGGAAUGAUUGGCGAGAUAACUCUCUACUCGUACGGCUUCGUUGACGCUAGGAGUCUAGCUGAUAAAAUUGUCCACACUUAUAAACUUUGCUCGGAACAAUUGAGUUCGCAGAAUCAUUAUGAUUACGGAAUGAGAGCUGUGAAAACAGUUUUGAUAGCAGCUGGUAAUUUGAAAUUAAAAUUCACUGAACAAAAUGAAUCUGUACUUGUACUCAGGGCGAUUGUUGAUGUAAAUCUUCCGAAAUUUCUGGCCCAGGAUGUUCCGUUGUUUAACGGAAUUUAUAGUGAUUUAUUUCCGGGUGUUGAACUACCGGAACCGGAUCGUGACGAAUUGAUUGAAUUGCUGAAGAGUAAUUUGAUGAAAAGAAAUCUUCAACCUACACCUUGGUAUAUUGGGAAGAUUGUUCAAAUUUAUGAGAUGAUUCUAGUUCGUCAUGGAUUGAUGAUCGUUGGCGAACCUUUGGGCGGAAAGACGCAGGCUUAUCAAACUUUAGCUGCAGCUCUCGGAGAUCUUUUCGUCGCCUCAAGUCAAAUUUACGCCAAGAAACCAGUCAUGCGAGAAUUUCGGACAAUCUACAGAAUUAUCAAUCCAAAGGCAAUAACACUAGCGCAAUUGUACGGAAGUUUCGAUCCAGCGUCACACGAAUGGAGCGAUGGAAUUUUGGCGAAUACAUUUAGGGAAUUUGCUCAAUCAAUGUCGCAGGAUCGCAAGUGGAUUAUGUUUGAUGGACCAGUGGAUGCGGUGUGGAUUGAGAAUAUGAAUACCGUUUUGGAUGAUAAUAAGAAAUUGUGCUUGAUGUCGGGUGAAAUAAUUCAAAUGUCAAAUAAGAUGAAUUUAAUUUUUGAACCGGCCGAUCUUGAGCAUGCUUCGCCGGCAACUGUCAGCAGAUGUGGAAUGAUCUAUUUGGAACCAUCUCAAUUGGGUUGGUCGGCUUUAUACGAAUCCUAUAAAAAAUCAUUGAAGGAAAAAUUACUCGUCGAACAAUUUGAAUUGAUUAUGGAAAUUAUCGAGUGGCUCAUUGAUCCUGUAUUGGAUUUCAUCAAGUAUCAUUGCAAGACUUUUAUUGAAACGUCCGAUCUUCAUAUGUUUUUGUCAUUCACGAGAUUAUUGAGCACGAUGUUAGAAGAAGAAACUCAAGUGAGCACCGUCUGGCUCCAGUGUAUUCUAUUGUUCAGCAUCGUCUGGGGAAUUUGUCCAACCUUAAUCAGCGAUAGUAGAAAAGUUUUCGACAAUUACUUUCGAUCGCUGUUGAAUGGUUCAAUAGAGGAAUAUCCAAAACCAAAGGCAUUUAAAUUAACCAAGCAGCAACUUUUUCCCGAAAGAGGAACAGUAUUCGAUUGGUUCUACGAUAAGAGGAAUAAUGGCAGUUGGAUUUCUUGGAUGGAGACAAUGACACCGCCGAGUUUUCCAGCAAAUGCGAAAGUGAGCGACUUGAUAAUUCAAACGAAUGAAAUGUCAAUACAGCAUUUCUUUGUCACGAAUUUACUGCAGCGAUCGAUUCCAAUUUUAUUCGUCGGACCAACUGGCACGGGAAAAUCGGCAAUUGUUUUGAAUUACAUGUUGACGUUGCCAAAGGAGAAAUUUGUGCAGAAUGUGGUGAAUUUUAGCGCACGUACGACGGCGGCACAAACGCAGGAGAUAAUAAUGUCGAAAUUGGAUCGACGCAGGAAGGGAGUUUAUGGACCGGCGAUGGGAAAGAAAUCGAUUUUAUUUGUCGACGAUCUGAGUAUGCCACAGAGGGAAAUGUAUGGCGCACAACCACCGAUUGAAUUACUUCGACAGUGGAUUGAUCACGGUCAUUGGUUUCAUUUAAAGGACACGACGAUGCUGUAUCUUGUUGAUAUUCUCCUAGUUUCUGGAAUGGUACCACCAGGUGGUGGUUCAAAUCAAGUUAGUUCACGAUUCACUCGACAUAUGCAUAUUGUGGGUAUUGAUUCAUUUGAAGACGCGACGAUGACAAGGAUAUUUUCCUCAAUUCUCGAAUGGCAUUUUGCUAAAGGCUUCGAUGGAAAUGUUUCAAGAUUGACGAAAAUGGUGGUGACGGGGACAAUGCAAGUUUUUCAGGAGGCGAUCAGGAAUUUUUUGCCCAUCCCAGCGAAGAGUCACUAUCUCUUCAAUCUUCGGGAUUUCAGUCGGGUUAUUAAUGGAAUUAUUCUCGUACCUGCGGGAAGUAUGAAGGAUCCGGAUAAGUUAAUAAAACUCUGGAUUCAUGAAAUUUAUCGAGUAUUUCACGAUCGGUUGGUGGACGAAGAGGAUCGGGAUACUCUCUUCGGGAUUGUGAAGCGUACUUGUUAUGAACAUUUACGACAACCUUUGGAAAAAGUUCUGGGUAAUUUGCUCAGGGAGGACGAGAGCGUAAUUACGAAGUUUCAUAUUCGAGAUCUCUUUUUUGGUAACUAUAUGGAACCGGACGCGGAGCCGAAGAUUUAUGACGAAAUCGCGGAUCUUGGGGAUCUGCAAGAGAAAAUGGAUUACUAUCUUUCGGAGUAUAAUAUGGUGUCAAAGACGCCAAUGUCCCUGGUGCUGUUUCGUUACGCAGUCGAGCAUAUUUCGAGAAUUUGUCGUAUUCUCCUGCAGGAUAAUGGCCACGCUUUGCUUGUUGGUAUUGGCGGAUCGGGAAGAAGUUCGUGCGCGAAAUUAGCGACAAAUAUGUGUGAAUACGUGUUGCGGCAAAUUGAAAUUACCCGUAAUUACGGACAGGGGGAGUGGAGAGACGAUUUGAAGGCUAUGCUACUAAAAGUUGGAAUCGAAGGCAAGCGUACGACUUUUCUCUUCGGGGAUAAUCAAAUCAAGGAUGAGUCUUUUGUCGAGGAUGUUAAUAUGAUAUUGAAUAGUGGCGAUGUACCGAAUCUUUAUGCCACCGAAGAGAAGGCGGAGAUUCUCGAUAAGAUGAUGAAUACGAUAAGAGAUAGUGGAGCGAAGAAAGUGGAAACAACCCCAAUGGCACUUUAUAACUUUUUUAUUGAGAGAAUCCGGAAGAAUCUUCAUAUUGUCUUGACAAUGUCGCCGAUUGGUGAUGCAUUUCGCACACGAUUGAGAAUGUUCCCGUCGCUUAUUAAUUGUUGCACAAUCGAUUGGUUCACCGCAUGGCCCGAGGACGCUUUGGAGAGAGUUGCGCAAACUUUUCUCAAGGAUUUGACAAUAACUUCGGAGGUACGUGACAAGUGUGUUGUUAUUUGUAAACAGUUUCAUACGAGUGUGGAUCGUGCGAGUGAUGAUUACUUCAGGACGCAACAUCGUCGAAAUUAUGUGACACCGACGAGUUUUUUGCAAUUGAUCAAGUCAUUGUAUAAAUUCUACGGACAGAAGGUGGAGCAGAUAACGAAACAGCAAUAUCGUUAUGAGACUGGUUUGGAAAAAUUGGAUUUCGCCGCGGGACAGGUUGUGAUAAUGCAGGAUGAAUUACAUGCUCUGCAGCCGAAACUCGUGGCACAGUCGCAAUUGAGUGAUAAAUUGAUGAUAAGAAUCGAGCAGGAUACUAUUAAUGUAGAGGCGAAGAAGGAGGUGGUGGCUGCUGAUGAAGCGUUGGCUAAUGAAGCGGCAGCGGCAGCGCAGGCUAUUAAGGAUGAUUGUGAGAGCGAUCUGGCGGAAGCGACGCCUGCAUUGGAGGCUGCUUUGGCAGCUCUUGAUACUCUGAAACCGGCGGAUAUUACUAUUGUGAAAUCGAUGAAGAAUCCACCGGCGGGUGUCAGAUUGGUUAUGGAAGCUGUUUGUGUACUGAAGGGAAUUAAACCUGAUCGGAUACAAGACUUGGCGACUACGCAAACAAUCGAAGAUUAUUGGCCCGCUUCGAUAAGAAUGCUAGGUGAUAUGAAGUUUUUGGAUAGUUUGAAAACAUUUGACAAGGAUAAUAUUCCUCUGGGUAAUAUGAAGAAGAUACGGGACAGAUACAUGAAUGAUCGUGGUUUUCAACCGGAUGUUAUCAAAAAAGUGUCGACCGCCUGCGAGGGUCUUUGUAAAUGGGUGCGAGCAAUGGAAGUCUACGAUCGAGUGAUUAAAGUUGUAGCGCCGAAGAAGGCAAUGUUGGCCGAAGCCGAGGGAAAGUUGGCAGUUCAGAUGGAAAUGUUGAACGCGAAGAGAAAUCUUCUUCAGGAAGUUACGGGAAAAUUGCAACAAUUGAACGAUGAGUUUGCGGAGUGUAUGCGAGAGAAGAAGAAACUCGAGGAUGCGAUUGAUAUGACGAUGCAAAAAUUAGACAGGGCGGAGAAAUUAUUAGGAGGUUUGGGUGGAGAGAAGACAAGAUGGAGUCAAACUGCAGAGGCGCUUGGUUCCAGUCUUCAAAAUGUGAUCGGAGACGUUCUACUUGCUUCGGGAGUUGUCGCCUAUUUAGGAGCAUUCACUGUCGAUUACAGAAUUAAUUUACUGCAAGAUUGGCAUGAAUCCUGCGUGAAAAUGGAAAUUCCAAGAAGUUCGAAAUUCAGUUUGCUUGAGAUUCUCGGCGAGCCGGUGGAAAUUCGCUCGUGGAUGAUUCAUGGACUACCAGCCGAUAAUUUCUCCGUGGAAAAUGGAAUUAUUAUCAAGAGUGCCGAUCGCUGGCCAUUGAUGAUAGAUCCACAGGGUCAAGCGAACAAAUGGAUCAAGUCCAUGGAGAAGGAGAACAAAUUAUCAGUUAUCAAACUAACCGAUUCGAAUUACGUCCGUAUUUUGGAGACCGCAAUACAAAUGGGACAUCCAGUUCUCCUGGAGAAUAUCCUAGAGGAAAUUGACGCAAUUCUCGAGCCAGUUUUACUAAAAAAUAUCUACAAACAACAAGGAGUGUUCUAUUUAAAAUUCGGGGAAGAAAUUCUCGAGUACGAUUUAAAUUUCCGUUUUUAUAUAACUACGAGACUUCGCAAUCCACAUUAUUUACCGGAGACUGCGGUAAAAGUGACACUAUUAAACUUUAUGAUAACCCUACAAGGCCUGCAGGAUCAAUUAUUAGGAAUUGUUGUUGCAAAAGAAUUGCCAAUUCUCGAGGAAAAGAAGAAUCAACUUAUCGUCGAGGGCGCAAAUAAUAAACGUAUUUUAAAGGAAAUUGAGGAUAAAAUUCUAGAAGUACUUUCAACAUCGGAGGGUAAUAUUCUCGAGGACGAGACGGCAAUAAAAAUUCUCUCAAGCUCGAAACUAUUGUCAGAGGACAUUCAAAAUAAACAGAAAAUAGCCUCGAAAACAUCGGAUGAAAUUGAUGAGGCAAGAAAUGGUUAUAAAAUUGUCUCACGUCAUGGUGCUGUAUUAUUUUUUUGUAUUUCCGAACUCGCGAAUAUUGAUCCAAUGUAUCAAUAUUCACUGCCUUGGUUUAUUCAUCUAUACGUGAUGGCAAUUGCAAAUAGUGAAAAAUCAAAAGAUUUAGCUUUGAGGAUGAAUAAUUUGAAUGAAUAUUUCACAAAGAGUAUCUAUCGUAACGUGUGUCGUUCUCUAUUUGAAAAGGACAAAUUGAUAUUCUCACUUGUUCUCUGCGUGGGAAUUAUGAAAUCAGAGGGAAAAUUGGAAGAUGAUUUGUGGACAUUUCUAUUAACAGGCGGUGUUGCAUUAAAAAAUCCCUAUGCAAAUCCAGAUCCUUCGUGGCUGUCGGAGAAAUCCUGGUCCGAAAUUGUGAGAGUUUCCCAACUACCAGAAUUGGGGGAAUUAAAAAAAUCAUUUGAAACAUUCACCUCGAAAUGGAAGAUUUUUUACGAUUCAUCGAAUCCACAGGAGAAUCAAUUCCCCCCACCUUUUGAGAAUGAAAUUAAUAGUUUGAAAAAAUUGGUAAUUCUCCGUUGUAUCAGACCCGAUAAACUCGUUUCCGCUGUUCAGAGUUUUGUCAUUCACAAUAUGGAUCAAUCUUUCAUUGAACCACCGCCAUUUGAUCUGCAAGAUUCGUAUAAUGAUUCGAGUAAUAUUUCACCAUUGGUGUUUAUUCUUUCGCCUGGUUCGGAUCCAAUGACGGGACUGAUAAAAUUCGCCGAGGAUAAAGGAAUGGGAAAGAAGAAUCUUAUGUCGAUUUCUCUUGGUCAAGGACAGGGACCAAUUGCUGCCGAGAUGAUUAAUAAGGGGAUAAAAACAGGUGAAUGGGUUGUUUUGCAAAAUUGUCAUCUCGCUGAAUCGUGGAUGAAGGAAUUGGAUCGAAUAUGUGAUGAGAUUAUCACUCCAGAGAAUACUCAUGAGAAAUUUCGAAUUUGGCUGACGAGUUAUCCGUCGAAGGCAUUUCCAGUUUCGAUCCUACAGAAUGGAGUGAAAAUGACGAAUGAAGCGCCAAAGGGUUUGAAGAAUAAUUUACUGCGAAGCUACACAAAUGAUCCAAUAUCGGAUAUGAAAUUCUUUAACGUCUGUCCAAAAAUUGAGGAGUGGCGAAAUUUGCUUUUUUCACUUUGCUUCUUUCACGCUGUUGUACAAGAAAGACGGAAAUUCGGUCCUUUGGGUUGGAACAUUCCUUACGAAUUCAACGAAUCUGAUUUACGAAUCAGUGUUCUACAAUUGCAGAUGUUUCUGAACGAUUACGAUGAGGUGCCAUUUGAUGCUCUGCUUUAUUUAACCGGAGAAUGUAAUUACGGAGGAAGAGUAACUGACGACAAGGACAGACGAUUAUUAAAUUCUCUAUUAGAAAUUUUCUACAAUCAACAAGUACUUUUAAAUGAAAACUACAAAUUUUCACCGAGUGGAAUUUAUCAUCUUCCCAAAAAUACAAAUCAUUCCGAUUGUCUUAAUUAUAUUCGUAAUUUGCCAAUUAAUCAAUUACCGGAAGUUUACGGUUUACAUGAAAAUGCCGACAUAACGAAGGACAAUAAAGAGUCAAUGGAACUUCUCGAGGGUGUUUUAUUGACGCAAAUUCAAAUAACAAGCGCCGGGGCUGAAAGUGAUAUGGAAUCGAUUGUCUCGAAUAUUGCGGGAAAUAUUUUAUCAAAUCUACAAGAACAAUUUGAUGUGGAGAGUAUUUCGAAGAAAUAUCCUGUGCUUUAUAUGAAUAGUAUGAAUACAGUUUUACGUCAGGAAUUGAUAAGAUUUAAUAAACUCACGGCAGUGAUUAAAAGUACAUUGAAGAAUGUUCAAAAAGCAAUUAAAGGUGAAGUGGUGAUGUCAAUGGAUUUGGAGGAAGUUUUCUUCAGUAUUAGUAUUGGAAAAGUUCCAAGUAUUUGGGAUAAAAAAUCUUAUCCAUCAUUGAAACCCCUUGGGAGUUAUGUGAACGAUUUAAUGGCUAGAAUUUUGUUUCUUCAAGAAUGGAUCGAUAAUGAUGCGCCUAUUGUUUUUUGGAUAUCGGGCUUUUUCUUCACUCAGUCGUUCUUGACGGGAGUUUUGCAAAAUUACGCUCGUAAACAUACAAUACCGAUUGAUCAUUUGGAUUUUGAAUUUGAAAUCACUUCGAUGGAAACAACAGCCGAAACUUGUCCUCCAAGUGGUGUUUAUAUAAAAGGAUUAUUUCUUGAAGGCUGCAGAUGGAACAGAGAAAUAAUGGAACUCGACGAAUCGAAACCAAAAAUAAUGUUUGACACAGUGCCAAUAAUUUGGUUGAAACCGGGAAUUAAGGAAGGAUUUAAAAUUUCGAAUGUUUAUAAUUGUCCGGUUUACAAGACAAGUGCAAGACGAGGUAUUUUAGCGACAACCGGACAUUCCUCGAAUUUUGUCAUGUACAUUCUUUUACCAUCAAAAUUAGAGGAGUCUCAUUGGAUUAAUCGUGGAGUCGCUUGUCUUUGUCAACUUGAUGAUUGAAUUUUUUUUUCGCGAGGUAAAUAUAUUUUUUUUAUUUCUUAUUCUCUUAAAAAGGUAGAUAAUAAUUUAGAAAAAAUUAUUUC